AUGACCCUCGACACCACCAUUCAAAAGCUGACGUGUCAUCUCAGCAUUGACGACCCAUCACGACUCCCCGCCCGGGCCGAAAUGCCGCAUCACCAAGCCAUCGCCAACGCCAUACGCGAGGAGGACCUCCUGCGCGCACCGCUUAAGUAUUUGGUCCUAGAAGACAUGGGGUUUUGGAAGCGCUGA
Cladophialophora yegresii CBS 114405 is the source of this 186-nucleotide messenger RNA. RefSeq lists its product as uncharacterized. Lineage: Eukaryota; Fungi; Ascomycota; Eurotiomycetes; Chaetothyriales; Herpotrichiellaceae. The record is from RefSeq and is a predicted model, not a curated record. The transcript has a single exon. Bases 1 to 186 code for a protein of 61 amino acids.